Messenger RNA from Alosa alosa (allis shad), 2181 nucleotides. Its product is annotated as complement factor I-like. NCBI's taxonomy places the organism in Eukaryota, Metazoa, Chordata, Actinopteri, Clupeiformes, Clupeidae. The coding region runs from base 89 to 1723 and encodes 544 amino acids. Gene Ontology annotation, molecular function: serine-type endopeptidase activity; protein binding. The transcript is spliced from 11 exons. The record is from RefSeq and is a predicted model, not a curated record. Gene Ontology annotation, biological process: proteolysis. Gene Ontology annotation, cellular component: membrane.
CCUCCUGGACGACUACCUGGGACCUAAGGAGUGCCUGAGCCAGAAGUUCACUCAGCAGUCGUGCGUGAAGGCGUUCUGCCCGCCCUGGAUGCGCUGCGUGGACGGCGUGUGCGUGUGCAAGCUACCCUACAUGUGCCUGCGCCUCGGGCCCACCGCCUGUGGCCAUGACGGACGGAGGUACAUCACCCACUGCCAGGCCAUGGCAUCCAGCUGCCGCCUGAGAAAGAAGGUCUUCUCCCACUUUAGUGACCAGUGCAGUGUUACCAAUGUCUUCAGCACAUUUGUGAAGACAGAUAAGCAGGUGAUUGAGGUGAAGCUGCCUAGCAUCUCCAAGCAUGCUCUGGUGUGUGCUGAGGAUUGGGACAUGGCUGCCGCCAAUGUGGUGUGUCGUGACCAGAGGUCUGAGAAAGCAAGAAGUGUGGGCAGCGUGAUGUUCUCAGAGGUUCAGAGCGAGGACACUAUUCUGCCUGGUGUGUGUGUGAGGGUGCAGUGCACAGGGCACGAGUACUCACUGGCCGAGUGUAACAUCUAUGGUGAUAUGAAACCACUCACUUCCCAACACAGUGUCGCAACGGUCCACUGUGAAAACGAUAAUACAGGUGAUGGGCCUACAGAAUGUGAAUUCUUAUGUGCAAACGGACAGUGCGUUAAACUCAGUGACACGUGUGAUGGAGUCAAUCAUUGUGAAGAUGGAAGUGACGAGAUGUGCUGUAAAGCCUGUCGUGGUGGUGCCUUCCAUUGCCAGUCCAACGUGUGUCUCCCUCCUCACGCUGUUGGAGACGGAAUCAGGGAUUGUCUCGGGGGAGAUGAUGAGGCUCAAGAGACAAAAGACAAGUUGCUCAAAGAAAAUCUGCUCUCAAAGCCAGUCACCAUCUCUGAGCCUAAACAAGAGCUGAAGCGGCAACGGGACUCUCUGGAGGUGUUACAGUGCGGCAUUCCCAACAUGGACUACAACCCGCCAGCCACUGACUACGGCAGCACGAGGAGGAAGAGAGUUGUGGGCGGCCAGGAGACCACGCCGACGCAGAUCCAGUGGCAGGUGGCCAUUCAGGAGGAGGGGAAGGUCAACUGUGGAGGGGCAUACCUGGGAGGCUGCUGGGUGCUGACCGCUGCUCACUGUGUCAGACCCAAGCCUGAGUCAUUCCGUGUGAAGUUCUCCCUGUGGAUGAAGAGGUCCAAGAUUGACACCACAGACAUCGCCUUUGUCAAGAAGGUGCACAUCCACUACGGCUACAAUGCCAAAACCUAUGAGAACGACAUCGCCCUGCUGGAGCUUAAAGUGCUGGGUGGCAGUCAACAGUGCCUAAGUGAGAACCCUGCCAUCCGGGCUGUCUGUGUGCCAUGGUCCAUCCAGCAGUUCCAGCCUGGACACAACUGCACCAUUUCUGGAUGGGGGAGGGACAGAGAGGGCAAUACCCAGGACAAGCUGCUGUGGGCUAAUGUGGCACUGAUCGAAAACUGCCAUGAGCAUUAUCCAGACCGCUACCGCCCGGGAAUGAUGUGUGCAGGUGAUGUGGAGGGCAGCGUGGACUCCUGCCAGGGGGACUCCGGGGGCCCUCUGGUGUGUCAGGACCCCAGCGGCGUGUCGUACGUGUGGGGCGUGGUGAGCUGGGGCGAGCGCUGUGGCCAAAAGGGCUACCCCGGCGUCUACAGCCAGGUGGCGCACUACUAUGAAUGGAUCCGUGUCACCACCGACAAAUACAUUACCAAGUACAACAUCUGAGUCGGAGCAGAUCAGGCCGUCAGGAUUUGGAGAGUUAGCUUCAGCAAGUUAGCAUCAUGGUUGGCCGCCACAUUGGAGCCAAAUGGCCACAUUUUCAUAAACAAGCCAAUUAGCUGCCAUAUUACUGGUGUACAGAAGAGUAUGUUUUCUAUGUGAAUUGGCAGUUUCCAAGCUGGAAGGAUCAGCCAAUCCACAUGGACGGCAUCAUUGGUGGGGGUGGGGUCAUAAUCUGUAAGGUUGCACCGAAUUGACUUGUUUGUGAAAAUGUGGCUGGAAGUGAGCACAUCAGAUGCCAUUUUAAGGAUGGUGGCAGUCAGUUACACACACACACACACACACACACACACACAACCAGUGAACCAGACCUGCUGUAACUGAAAUCACACUGCUGAAGAAUUGUUUUAAUUUUGCCUUGUGAACCAUGCCUUGGGACAUAAUAAACUCCAUGUUUUAUGAUA